UAUUCAACGAAUGACGUUCAAACCUCUAACUAGUCGGGUCCAGAACUUGCGUACAGGCUAUAAGUAGGAGGCUUUUCCAAAUAUGACAUAAACCCUAAUUUCUUCCAUCUCCCAUUCUCGCUUUUAUCUCUUCUUUACGAGAAUCUGCGACAUUAUAUUUCAAAGGCAACAUGGCAGCCAGGGCUAAUCGUCAUGGAGUUCAGUUUCAAUUUAGUUUUCUGCUGACAUGGAUCCUAGCAGUACAAGGAGCUAGCCAGACCCAGAGCCAGACCCCAAAAUUACAGUACGGGUCAAUCGUGACGGGCAAUGGGAAAGAUCAUCCGUCCGUGUCUUCACACCCUUCACCUGCGAACGGCCUCGGACGGAGCUGCAACAUUGUUGACCUAUGUAGGCAAAUAAUUCUGAGCCUGACUGACACCAGCGGGACUCGAGUUGAGACUGUUGUUAAUGUUACGAUGGGCAAAGGAGCUUUGAACGGCAGCGUGGCGGGCUUGGAGGCAUUGGCUGCCGGGGCUACUCAUUGGUUUUAUAACAAAACCCACUCCACCGGUCAAUUAAACUUCACAAUGGACCCAAUUUCCGAUGCCGCAAAUGCAUCGACAAUGCUAGACUUAGAGGCUGUUUCUCGAGGCAUUUUUCGUGCAAAACCGGACAUGUAUGCACCAACCUCUACUAAUGACUCAAACAUAGCUCCUCGGGUCGUCGGUUAUUUUGUGACGAAAGCUAAUUCGACUUCAAAUGUGGUGGAGUUGACAUUCUACGCUAUUGAUGAAGUCAGUGUUGAGGAAGAUGAUAUGAAACUCGUCUUGAAAUGUGCUGAAUCUAUUUUACUCGCUGGGAAAGCUUAUUCUUGCACUUCGUUGAAGAAGUGCUGUUGAAGAAGUUUUUUAAUAGGGUAUUAAAAAGUAAAAUUUUUAAGCUGAUUGAGCCUUAACUAGCUUGAUUGGAAUGAUAUUGUUGCUAAUGCGGGAAGACGUGGAUUUGAGUACGUUGAAAUGUAUUAUUUUGUUUGGGAAGUUAAUUCGAAGUGUUGUAAUAGGGUAUUAAAAAGUAAAUCAUUCAAGUUAAUUUAAUUUUAACUUGAUUGGUAUGGACGUUCUUACUAAUAUAGGAGGGCUCAUUUGAGUAUGUUGAAGUGUUAUCUUUGUUCGGAAAAUUUAUUCUUGCACUUCACUGAAGUUGAUUGUUGUAAUAGGAUAUUAGAAAGUAAAUCAUUUAAGUUGAUUAAGUCUUAACUUAAUUGACAUGAAUAUUCUUACUAAUGUAGGAGGAGAUGAAUUUGAUGUGUUGAAGUGUAUUAUUCUUGUUCGGAAUGUUUAUUCGUGCACUUUGUUGAA
Messenger RNA from Gossypium raimondii (Peruvian cotton), 1337 nucleotides. RefSeq lists its product as uncharacterized. Bases 171 to 878 code for a protein of 235 amino acids. The record is from RefSeq and is a predicted model, not a curated record. Lineage: Eukaryota; Viridiplantae; Streptophyta; Magnoliopsida; Malvales; Malvaceae. The transcript is spliced from 6 exons.